This is a messenger RNA of Sus scrofa (pig), 945 nucleotides long. Lineage: Eukaryota; Metazoa; Chordata; Mammalia; Artiodactyla; Suidae. The record is from RefSeq and is a predicted model, not a curated record.
AUGACACGGCCUCAGUCACUGGCACAAGGAGCAGAGCUCUCCGUGGCACCUGCACGCUGGCGCCCGCUGACACAUCGGGCACAAUCGCCAGCGCCACCGCAGGGCCCUCCAGACCCCGGCACACACCGAGCGCUCAGAGACGCCGCCAGGAAAACGGCCUCGCACUGUGACACUCACACAACAGGGGCAGAGGCUCCGACACAGCCGCCAGACGAGGCACCCGGCGGCCGCCGGGGCUCCGACCGCGCGCGCAUCGCCCCGCCCCCAAGCCGGCCCAAGGUGCCGCCGCUGGGACCCCAAGCGCCCGCCGGGUCGGCGCGCCCUCACCUACUGGCGACUCCUCGGCCCGCGGGCCCGACCCUGCGCCGCGCCGCGCGCGUCCUUCCGCCGUCCCGCGGGUCGCUGGCUGUCCCGCCGCUCGGCGUCCCGGCGGCCCGACCGCGGCGUGGGGAGCGCGCGGGGCGGCGGGCGGGGAGGGGCGCGGGGCGGGCGGCGCUGCUCCUCCGCUGCCUGCGCUCCCUCCGCAGCGCCAGGCCGGCCGCCCGCUGCAGCCCAAGCCUGACUCACGGCGACGGCGGCGGCGGCCGGCGCAGCCACCUCCCCGCCUCCUCCCGCCCGCUGGGUGGGGGCCGCCGGCGCCGGCUGGAGCCCCCCGGAGGCAGGGCCGGCCCGGAUGGGCUCCCCUCCAGCGCCCGACCCCCUGCAGGUGCCGCGCCCCGCGCGUCUCCCGGCCCCUCCCUGCCGCUGAGCCCCCGAGGCCCCUCCGAGCCCUCCCCUCUGCCUGCCCAUGGGAGGCCCCCUCCUCCCGCGCUCUCCCUCCGCUCCCCUCCACCCCUGCUCCCAGGACGGGGUCAGAGCCCCUUCCCCCAGGGGCGGCGCCUUCUCCGCCUGUUGCGUCUCCGGCUCCGCGCGCAGCCCUACCUGCCCCCACAGCCCCGCCCCUAA